AUUUUACAAGCUGGAUUUUUGUAUCGGGGAAUUGUGUGCAAACUGAGAUAGAUAAGUUGGGAUUAGGAAAUGGCACCGCCAGCGGCACGGGCGCGGUACAAUGCCAACAAGGCUGACAACCAGAUACUCACCAAAAAACCACCGAAACGUCUAAAUGGCAAAAAAGACACCGCCGGCGACGUGUCAACCGGCAAUCACAAGAAGGAGAAGAAGAAUAAACAAUCAUCGUCCGUUGCGCAGAGUGCGGACAAGGCACAGACGAACUCUAACCCCAACCCAAUUAUGCCCAGUGUACACACUGCCUUCAAAACAUUUGUGAGCGCGCGCCUUUGCAGCGCCAUUUGGGCGUACAUUUCCGACUGUGAUGAGACCUUCAACUACUGGGAACCGCUGCACUACAUCAUCAAUGGUCAUGGCCUGCAGACCUGGGAGUACAGUCCGCAAUUUGGCCUCCGCUCCUACACAUAUCUAUUGCUGCAAGGCGUGCCCGGUUGGGUGUAUCAAAAGAUAUUCAAUCCAAGUCCCAUACUCAUCUUUUAUAUGGUCCGCUGCAUGCUGGGCUUUGGCUGUGCCGUAAUGGAGCGUUUCAUGUACAAAUCCAUUUGCCAGGAGUUUGGCAUACACGUUGGACGCCUCUGGCUAAUAUUCCAAUUGUUUAGUGUCGGCAUGUUUGUAUCCAGCACUGCGCUCUUGCCGUCCUCCUUCUCCAUGUAUUUUGGCUGCGCUGCCUUGGCCGCUUGGUGGCAGCAGCGCUACAGUUUGGCAAUCUUUUUUACGGCUAUUUCGGCGCUGUUGGGCUGGCCCUUUGCGGCACUUAUUGGUGUGCCGCUGGUGUUGGAGUUGUUGAUACGCCAGCGGGACUGGCGUACUUUUGUACAGUGGACGUUGAUCUCUGGGGCGACAAUUGCACUGCCAAUGAUUGCCAUUGAUUCGAGCUACUUUGGCAAAUUGACUUUUGCGCCUCUCAACAUUGUCUGGUACAAUGUGUUCACCAGCCAUGGACCAAACAUCUUUGGCACCGAGCCACUAAGCUACUACAUCAUCAAUGGUUUCCUCAAUUUCAACAUUGUUUGGCUUAUGGCACUACAGCUACCUGUUAUGCUGGUGAUGGACUAUUUGCUUGUGCCCGCCAAGUUUAAGUCAACGCUGAAUUUUCCUCGUUAUAUUUCGCUGGCGCCGCUGUAUCUUUGGCUAUUAGUGUUCUUCGCUCAGCCGCAUAAGGAGGAGCGUUUCCUGUUUCCCGUAUAUCCUUUAAUUUCGUUGUGCGGUGCCAUCACUGUAGAUGUCUAUCAGCGCAUCUUCUUUCGCUUCAAGUCGUUGGUGUUCAGGCUCAAGUUGGGCAUUCACUAUUUGGAUCACAGCAUGUUCAUUGCCAUCAUCGUGAUGGUAGCCAGCACUUUGUUAGGGCUUUCGCGCGUCUUUGCACUGUAUCGCAACUAUCACGCCCCCAUGGAUCUGAUGCUGGAGCUAAAUCAAUUUAAGACAUCGCCACAAUAUCGUGCGGAUGAGAUAUAUAAUGUGUGUAUUGGCAAGGACUGGUAUCGUUAUCCCGGCAGCUUCUUUUUCCCGGCUCGGAACUUCCGUUUGCGUUUCCUCAAAUCUGAGUUUCGUGGCAUGUUGCCCGCCUAUUACGGGGAGGGGUCGAAUGCCACCCAAGUGGUGCAUCCAUAUUUUAACGAUCAGAAUUUGGAGAACGAGCAUAUGUACUUUGACUACGAUCAGUGCCACUUUCUCUUGGACUUUGAUGAGGGUAAAUAUACAACACUAGAGCCGAGUUAUUCGAGACGCACCAAGGAUUGGUCCAUCAUGAAGACUUUGCCAUUCCUAAUACCGGAAAAAUCACACAAGGUGCUGCGUGCCUUCUAUGUGCCAUUCCUCACCGACAAUCACAUAAAGUACGGCGACUUCAAUCUACUUAAGCGCAAAAAGACUCGGAAUGGCAGCUAGGAAAGCCAGCGUCAUGUGGCUAACCAAUGAUCAGACAAUUAAGCCGCGAUAUUUCCAUACAGCUGACAUUAUUGAAAUCAAAUUAAUUUACUAUUUCCAAAUGAGUUUUGAUUGUAUUUCGUUUCUCUUUUUUAUAUUUGUAUCUGAUGCCGGUGAAUUGUCAUUGAAAUUCAUCUGAUUUCUUUUAGUUUGUAAGCCACCACCGAAUUGCUUAACUAAUGUUGCAACCGUUUCUUAAAAUCAAGCCAAAGCUGUAAAGAUUAUGCUGAAUCGAAUUAGAGUUUAAGGGAUUAAAAUAAAAGCAAUGACGUUCUUAAA
Molecule: messenger RNA, 2265 nt
Organism: Drosophila grimshawi
Lineage: Eukaryota; Metazoa; Arthropoda; Insecta; Diptera; Drosophilidae
Gene: Alg9
Product: alpha-1,2-mannosyltransferase ALG9
Exons: 4
Coding region: 70-1947 (625 amino acids)
Biological process (GO): protein N-linked glycosylation
Cellular component (GO): endoplasmic reticulum membrane
Molecular function (GO): alpha-1,2-mannosyltransferase activity
Source: RefSeq, a predicted model, not a curated record